GACACCACCUCGACCUUCCAUCGACUAAUCCAUCCAUCAAUCUCUCUAAUCUCUCUCUCUACACACAAUCUGCGUAAUCAACCUACGAUCUCUGUCCACUACAUACAUUGCUACCUACGCCCUAAUAUCCUGCCUCUCCUUCUCCCUCCUUCUCCCUCUGGAUGGUCUCUGCCAAUCCCGUCAAGCUCUAGUCCCUUGUCUCCCCUGUCCCGUCGCCUUUCACUCUUCCGCUCAUCUCACAUACAAACCGCCACAACUACCCAUAAGACUACCUUACUUUUUUUCCUUCUCCCUCUUCAACCUCAUCUCGCACUCGCCCGGCUCCUCUUCAACCCCCAUACACCUCCCAGUUCUCCUUUGUGAUAGUGUUGCACCUCUCUUCCGCCGAGUCGCUAUAGUCUUGUCCACCUUCACCGCCGCUGCCCACCUACCGAGGAGAGACAUUGUCCCAUUGUCCCUCUACGGCCCCAGUAACCCCUCUGCCUUCUUUUUUCUUUUUCUUGUUUUUAAUUCUUAUUAUUAUUUAUUAUUGUCCUUUUUUUUCCUUUCCCUCUCUCUAUUCUCUGCUUGGCCUUGCGAGGCAGACCGGCCGAUACCUGCCGACUUUUACAAGCCUCCUGCUUGCGAUAAGGGGAAAAAAACAGAGAGGUGGUCUAAUCGGAGAGCAUCACCAUUUCGCAUCCGCUCCUACGAAGGAGCACUUUAAGCCAGUCAACAUGGUGGUCGCCACGAUCAAGUGCGUGGUCGUCGGAGACGGUGCUGUUGGCAAGACGUGUUUACUCAUUAGCUACACGACCAACAAAUUCCCCUCUGAAUACGUACCUACGGUCUUUGAUAACUAUGCCGUUACGGUUAUGAUAGGAGACGAGCCUUACACGCUUGGGUUGUUCGAUACCGCCGGUCAGGAGGAUUACGACCGUUUACGCCCCCUUUCAUACCCGCAAACCGACGUCUUCCUAGUCUGCUUCAGUGUCACGUCGCCCGCCUCGUUUGAGAACGUCCGAGAGAAGUGGUUCCCCGAAGUCCACCAUCACUGUCCCGGUGUACCCUGCCUCAUCGUCGGCACGCAGACAGAUUUAAGAGACGAUCCCAGCGUCCGGGAGAAACUUUCUAAGCAGAAGAUGCAACCGGUGCGCAAAGAGGACGGGGAACGGAUGGCUAAGGAGCUCGGCGCUGUCAAAUACGUCGAAUGCAGCGCCCUGACCCAGUACAAGCUUAAGGACGUAUUCGAUGAGGCCAUCGUCGCCGCGCUAGAGCCGCCUCCGCAGAAGAAGAAACGCGACCAUAAGUGCUUGGUGCUCUGAGCCGAACCCGGCCGUGGCGGGUAACAACAGUACACAACACACCCUCGUUCAUCGAGCGCUGUCACGGAUUCCCGCAAGAUUGAGAGGUAUAUGGGCCUGUCAUUCUCGGACCUCUUCCACAUCUGCACUGUUGUAACGGACGAACAUUUUUAAGACAUCUACGCUUGUGACGGCCGCAAGUGGGAUGGGAUUCAGAAUGAAUCGAGACGCGGAAGCCUACCGCAGCAGGGAAGCGAUCAUUGGGGCGGCCAGAGAAAUGCUCCCGCGAGGCUGCGCGCGUAUCAAGUUUGUUUGGGCACGGCGCCCCUUACUUUACGGCCCAGGAGGAAGUUCUCGAGGUCGGGCGGCACGGACAGAAAUACACCAACGUGGGCGAUGGG
Molecule: messenger RNA, 1684 nt
Organism: Durotheca rogersii
Lineage: Eukaryota; Fungi; Ascomycota; Sordariomycetes; Xylariales; Xylariaceae
Product: cell division control protein 42
Exons: 4
Coding region: 717-1304 (195 amino acids)
Biological process (GO): small GTPase-mediated signal transduction
Molecular function (GO): GTPase activity; GTP binding
Source: RefSeq, a predicted model, not a curated record